Molecule: messenger RNA, 3692 nt
Organism: Coregonus sp. 'balchen'
Lineage: Eukaryota; Metazoa; Chordata; Actinopteri; Salmoniformes; Salmonidae
Source: the annotation of a GenBank genome assembly
GGUGACAGAGAAACCUUUGAGAACUACUACAGGAAACAGAGGAAGAAACAGGCCAGGCUGGUGCUGCAGCCUCAGGCUAACAUGGUGAGGAUGGAAACCAGCUUCUGUUCUUCAUUCUGUCUCUUCUCCCUCUAUCGGUUCCCCUCUAUCUGUUCCCCUCUAUAUGUUCCCCUCUAUCGGUUCCUCUCUAUCGGUUCCCCUCUAUCUGUUCCCCUCUAUCUGUUCCCUCUAUCUGUUCCCCUCUAUCUGUUCCCCUCUAUCUGUUCCCCUCUAUCUGUUCCCCUCUAUCUGUUCCCCUCUAUCUGUUCCCCUCUAUCUGUUCCCCUCUAUCUGUUCCCCUCUAUCUGUCCCCCUCUAUCUGUCCCCCUCUAUCUGUCCCCCUCUAUCUGUCCCCCUCUAUCUGUCCCCCUCUAUCUGUCCCCCUCUAUCUGUCCCCUCUAUCUGUCCCCCUCUAUCUGUUCCCCUCUAUCUGUCCCCCUCUAUCUGUCCCCCUCUAUCUGUCCCCCUCUAUCUGUUCCCCUCUAUCUGUUCCCCUCUAUCUGUUCCCCUCUAUCUGUUCCCUCUAUCUGUUCCCUCUAUCUGUUCCCCUCUUAUCUGUUCCCCUCUAUCUGUUCCCCUCUAUCUGUUCCCCUCUAUCUGUUCCCUCUAUCGGUUCCCCUCUAUCUGUUCCCCUCUAUCUGUUCCCCUCUAUCUGUUCCCCUUUAUCUGUUCCCCUCUAUAUGUUCCCCUCUAUCUGUUCCCCUCUAUCUGUUCCCCUCUAUCUGUUCCCCUCUAUCUGUUCCCCUCUAUCUGUUCCCCUGCGCCACUCAGUCUCCUGAGUGGCGCAGUGGUCUAAGGCGCUGCAUCGCAGUGCUAACUGUGCCACUAGAGAUCCUGGUUCGAAUCCAGGCUUUGUCGCAGCCGGCCGCGACCGGGAGACUCAUGGGCGGCACACAAUUGGCCCAGCGUCGUCCAGGGUAGGGGAGGGAAUGGCCGGCAGGGAUGUAGCUCAGUUGAUAGAGCAUGGCGUUUGCAACGCCAGGGUUGUGGGUUCGAUUCCCACGGGGGGCCAGUAUAAAAAAAAUAUGUAUUCACUAACUGUAAGUCGCUCUGGAUAAGAGCGUCUGCUAAAUGACUAAAAUGUAAAAUGUAAAUGUCUCUAUCUGUUCCCCUCUAUCUGUUCCCCUCUAUAUGUUCCCCUCUAUCUGUCCCCCUCUAUCUGUCCCCCUCUAUCUGUCCCCCUCUAUCUGUCCCCCUCUAUCUGUUCCCCUCUAUCUGUUCCCCUCUAUCUGUCCCCCUCUAUCUGUUCCCCUCUAUCUGUUCCCCUCUAUCUGUUCCCCUCUAUCUGUUCCCCUCUAUCUGCUCCCCUCUAUCUGCUCCCCUCUAUCUGCUCCCCUCUAUCUGUUCCCUCUAUCUGUUCCCCUCUAUCUGUUCCCCUCUAUCUGUUCCCCUCUAUCUGUUCCCCUCUAUCUGUUCCCCUCUAUCUGUUCCCUUCUCUCCAUAUCUGGAUCGGUUCCCUUCUCUUCUCCAUCCAUUGAUUAGUAGUUGUUCCUCUAAACCUCCACCUAAUAUUCCUGUGUGUUUCCUGGGUCAGCACGAGACAGUGGAGGGGUACCGGCGGUACUUCAAUCAGAUCCUAGGGUUUUUCGUGGUGGAGGAUCACAUUCUGCACGCCACACAGGGACUGGUGACCAGAGCCUUUACUGAUGAACUGUGGAACAUGGCCCUGUCGAAGAUCAUUGCCGUGCUCCGCACACACUCUGUGAGUACCGCUCAAGCACAAACACACGUACACACUGUGAGUACCGCUCACACACAAACACACACUGUGAGUACCGCUCACACACAAACACACAUACACACUGUGAGUACCGCUCACACACAAACACACAUACACACUGUGAGUACCGCUCACACACAAACACUCUGUGAGUACCGCUCAAACACAAACACACGUACACACUGUGAGUACCGCUCAAGCACAAACACACGUACACACUGUGAGUACCGCUCACACACAAACACACAUACACACUGUGAGUACCGCUCAAACACAAACACACAUUCACACAGUGAGUGCCGCUCACACACAAACACUCUGUGAGUACCGCUCACACACAAACACACAUACAAACUGUCAUUACAGCUCACACACACACACACACACACACCUGGAUGUGAGGGGGAGCGAGUGGCCUGGCUCGACCAUGACAAGGUCUAUGGGGUCAUGGAGGGCUCAGCCCUGUGUCUUUUUGGGAUUGAAAGUCCCCUAGCAGUGAGAGGGCCAGGGUAGCAGUCACAUUAACCCCAGCAGCGGGGUUUGACCAGGCCUUUGUUUGACCUCAGGACCCUGGCUGUGAGACCCUGUGAGUCCCAGCCCUGGGAUAUUACCAUCAUCCCUGACUGAUUUCCAACUGCCUGUCCCCUGCUGCCUCCUCCUCCACACACUCUGCCUGUCCCCUGCUGCCUCCUCCUCCACACACUCUGCCUGUCCCCUGCUGCCUCCUCCUCCACACACUCUGCCUGUCCCCUGCUGCCUCCUCCUCCACACACUCUGCCUGUCCCCUGCUGCCUCCUCCUCCACACACUCUGCCUGUCCCCUGCUGCCUCCUCCUCCACACACUCUGCCUGUCCCCUGCUGCCUCCUCCUCCACACACUCUGCCUGUCCCCUGCUGCCUCCUCCUCCACACACUCUGCCUGUCCCCUGCUGCCUCCUCCUCCACACACUCUGCCUGUCCCCUGCUGCCUCCUCCUCCACACACUCUGCCUGUCCCCUGCUGCCUCCUCCUCCACACACUCUGCCUGUCCCCUGCUGCCUCCUCCUCCACACACUCUGCCUGUCCCCUGCUGCCUCCUCCUCCACACACUCUGCCUGUCCCCUGCUGCCUCCUCCUCCACACACUCUGCCUGGGCCCUCCGAGCACACAGCACUUUACCAUAUUCACACUAGUUCAUCUGCUGUUAUUGUUGCAGUCUGUCCCCAUUAGGCUCAGAUGACCUGAGCUCUUCGUCAGAUCAAUCUGAAUGGAGCCCUGCUCAAAGCUGCUCACUGGGAGGGCCUACCAGGAAGAAGUGCCUAGAUACCAAUGAUCAUUCCUAACACUUCCAGAUAAACCCUUAACUCACCCAGAAGACCGGGAGUAAGACUGUCCCUUUUCCAUUUGAAUGUGAAGGAAACAGGACUUUUUGAUCCCCUCUCAUUUCCUCUCCAGUCGUACUGCAGUGAUCCCGACCUGGUGCUGGAGCUGAAGAACCUCAUUGUCAUAUUUGCAGACACAUUACAGGUGAGACUUGUCCAGGUCUUCUGAAUUAAAUCUAGAGCUCUUAUAAAGGUAUGAGUGAAGCAGCUGUUAAUGUCUAUCAAUGUUCUGUAUUAUGUCAUGUUUCAUGUUCUGUGUGGACCCCAGGAAGAGUAGCUGCUGCUUUCGCAACAGCUAAUGGGGGAUCCUAAUACAAUACCCAAUAGCCAAGCAGGUUGGUCAUUAACCAGUGGACCUAAGAUUGGGAUGCCUCUGGUUUGUGACCUCCCCAUCUCUCCCUCUCUCUCUCUCUCCAGGGUUAUGGCUUCCCAGUGAACAGACUGUUUGACCUGCUGUUUGAGAUCAGAGAUCAGUACAAUGAAACGCUGCUGAAGAAAUGGGCUCUGGUCUUCAGGGAGAUCUUUGAAUUGGACAACUACAGCCCGAUCCCUGUAGAAACCGAAGAAGAGUAC